UUCCGAAACCGUUUGUAUACCGGGCCUAGGCAGUUGAGUGCAUUGCUCUAGGGCAACGAAAUCCAAAAGUUGUUUGCGGCAUUGAAUGUUAGGUGUUGUCUUUUUAGACUUCUGCCUCGUCAAAAAAGCUAAAAUAUGUCGGCGACAAACUCUACUGUAAGUUCUGGUUUGUCAACAACUGCAAGCGCUGUGCCCCAAAGUCAAAGUCAUACGCACCCACAAGCAGGAACUGCCUCUGCAUCGGUACAACUCAGCUCCGAUUCUAACUCGUCCAAACGGUCUGGUAAAAGGAAAGUUAAGCAAGAACCGCCAAUUUUCAGUACAUUUUCGAAUACAUUCACAGACAAGAAUAAUGAUUUUGUUUGUCCAGUUUGCUUUGAAAUGAUUAAGGAAGCAUACAUGACCAAAUGUGGACAUAGUUUUUGUUAUCAGUGCAUUGUAAGUAGUUUGGAAGAGAGCAACAGAUGCCCAAAAUGCAACUGCAUCAUUGAGAGAAAAGAUCAAAUUUUCCCAAAUUUUCUUUUAAAUGAUGUUAUUUUGAAGUAUAAGCAAGGAAAGAUCUUGCCGAAAAGGAGAAAAAAGGAAGGUGCAGCAAAUUAUGUUGCUGAAUUGAAAGAAAUGAUAUCUGCUGAAGGCCUGGAACUCUCUGAUGUUAAGUUUUUGCUUGGUGCACUGCAAAGGAGAAGAGAUUUACUUGAAUCUGAUGGUAAAGCUGCACAAUUGGAGAUCUUAAAAGAUUUUCUUAAUCAAGUUAAGCAGCACAAACAAGAGCAAAUGGAUGGGUUAAUGAAGGAAGUCAAAUGGCUGGAUGAAGAUUUAGAUAGAGUUAGGAAGAAAAUUACGAACCACAACACGGAAUAUCAAAACCUUUCAUUGCCACAUGUUGUGCCAACUACACCUACUGGACCACCUCCGCUUAGCCUUUCAAGCUCCAGCUUUCAAGUUGAUGAAUCUUCGUAUGAUUGCCAGGAAGGAUUCAAUGCUAGCCGAUGCGGUAAUCAGCCAGCCAUGUCAUCAGCAACUUUGGCCGCUAGACGCAAGCGAGUCCACAUGCAUUUCGAAGACUUAGAAUCGUGCUACUUCAAUUUGAGACACGGCAAAAUGAGUUGUGAUAAAGGAGAUGAUGUUUUGGGAACUUUCGCUGACAACCUUUUAAAGUUUACUCGAUACAGCGAAUUCAGACCCCUAGCAACUUUGAGCUACGCAAGCGAUAUCUACAAUGGGUCUAGCAUCGUUUCAAGCAUUGAGUUCGACCGUGACUGCGAUUUUUUCGCUAUUGCUGGAGUUACAAAAAAGAUCAAGGUUUUUGAAUAUAAUCAGGUGGUCAGGGAUGUUGUUGAUAUUCAUUACCCUGUGCAUGAAAUGACUUGCAACUCCAAAAUAAGCUCCAUAGCUUGGAACCACUAUCACAAAGGUAUGCUUGCUAGCAGCGAUUACGAAGGUUCCGUGACCCUGUGGGACGCAUUUACUGGUACUCAUACAAGACUCUUUCAAGAACAUGAAAAACGAUGUUGGAGUGUUGAUUUUAAUACAGUGGAUCCAAAGCUUAUCGCCUCAGGGUCUGACGAUGCUAAAGUAAAACUUUGGGCAACCAAUAUGGAUCAUUCCGUGUCAACUUUGGAAGCUAAGGCAAACGUUUGUUGUGUUAAGUUCAAUCCAGAAAGUAGAUAUCAUUUGGCUUUUGGAUCUGCAGAUCAUUGUGUUCAUUAUUAUGACCUCCGAAAUAGCAGGAAGCCUUUGGCAGUUUUCAAAGGACAUCGAAAGGCUGUCUCAUACGCAAAAUUUGUCACACCAAACGAAGUAGUUUCUGCAUCGACGGACAGUCAGUUAAAAUUGUGGGAUAUUUCAAAACAGCAGUGCCUAAAGACUUUCAAGGGUCACAUGAAUGAGAAAAAUUUCGUAGGACUUGCAACUAAUGGAGAUUACAUUGCUUGCGGAAGCGAAAAUAAUUCCCUCUGUGUAUACUACAAAGGUGUUUCCAAACAACUGCUGUCAUUCAAGUUCGACACCAUUCGUAGUGUAUUGGAACGUGAUAAGAAAGAAGAUGACGUCAAUGAGUUCGUGUCUGCUGUGUGCUGGAAACCCGAUUCAAAUAUCGUUGUUGCUGCAAAUAGCCAAGGAUCAAUCAAGGUCUUGGAACUGGUUUGAUAUAAUUGGAAAUGCGGUAACUUCAUUCGCCGUUUAAAAUUUGAAUUCGUUUUGUAUAUUUGUGUGUAUCUGGCGUACCAGGGUUGAUUUGUCUUUCUGUACUACUUCUGUGACGAGUAAUUAAUGUUCAGAGAUGCCUGGUGUUGCAUGCAGUGCUGGAUGAAAGUCUCGAUUUCAUUUGAGCAAGACAGUGCCAUGUUUGUUCUAAUUUUUCGUUAAGAAUGAAAUGUUAUAUCAAGCUCCUACUUGGCUCGGUUAUGCCGGGUCAAGGUAGCUAUUAACACCCUGAGAGUCCCUAUUCGACUUUUCCAAAUACAGCAGUAUCCGCAUCGGCUGCUGCAUCCGCCGUCUCUGAGGCACUUUGUCUUUUGGAAAUUUAAUCUAAGUUCUUCGUGCUAAUUUAAUGUACUGCACACGUCCAAUGAACAAUUUCAUUCAGUGACAAUUAUAUUUUCAUUAGUAUUAUUAAAUUGGGACAGUUCUCUGGAAUUGAUUAAUUACUAGCUUACAUUAAUUUGGUCGAGUAUUGUCGUUUAAUUUUUAAAAUGAUUGAUUUUAUAGUUAUCUAAAAAAAUUGUGUCCAUUCCUUGUAAGAAUUACUUUGAAUUAAAAAUUAUCUUAUGGUUA
Molecule: messenger RNA, 2775 nt
Organism: Rhopilema esculentum
Lineage: Eukaryota; Metazoa; Cnidaria; Scyphozoa; Rhizostomeae; Rhizostomatidae
Product: E3 ubiquitin-protein ligase COP1
Biological process (GO): proteasome-mediated ubiquitin-dependent protein catabolic process
Molecular function (GO): protein binding; ubiquitin protein ligase activity
Source: RefSeq, a predicted model, not a curated record